Molecule: messenger RNA, 2262 nt
Organism: Pseudonaja textilis
Lineage: Eukaryota; Metazoa; Chordata; Lepidosauria; Squamata; Elapidae
Source: RefSeq, a predicted model, not a curated record
AUGGGCGCCUGGCUGCUGCUGUUGCUGCUGGGCUGUGGAGCCUCCAGCGCCGCGAGCAUCUACCUGAGCAGCUGGGCCGUGCGCGUCCCUAGCGGCCCCCAAGAGGCCCAGCGCCUGGCCCGCAGGCACGGGCUGCUUUACCUGGGCCAGGUGAUUGCCGGAGAACCCUACUUCCACCUGAAACACAGGGGCGUGGCCCAGAAGUCUUUAACCAAGCACCGGGGGUGGCACCUCCGCCUGAAAAGAGAUCCUCAGAUCCCGUGGUUUGAGCAGCAGGCGCUGAAGAGGCGGAGGAAGAGAGCCGCCACGAUUGUCCCCACCGAUCCGUGGUUCCAUAAGCAGUGGUACAUGAACAACGAUAUCACUCCAGACCUGAACGUCCUCACCGCAUGGAGCCAGGGUUACACCGGCUUAGGCGUGGUGGUGAGCAUUUUGGACGACGGGGUCGAGAAGAACCAUCCUGACCUCGAGGCGAAUUACGAUCCUUUGGCAAGCUACGACUUUAACGACAAUGACCCGGAUCCUCAGCCGCGCUACAACAGGUGGAAUGAGAACAGACACGGAACCCGCUGCGCAGGAGAGGUCGCCGCUGCCGCUAACAACCACGUCUGCGGAGCCGGUAUCGCGUACGGGGCCAAAAUUGGAGGCGUCAGGAUGCUGGACGGCGACGUGAACGACAUCGUGGAGGCCCAGUCGCUGAGCCUCCAGCCGCAACACAUUGACAUCUACAGCGCCAGCUGGGGCCCCGAAGAUGACGGGAAGACGGUGGACGGCCCGGGGGUCCUGGCCAGAGAGGCCUUCCGCAAGGGGGUAGCCAAUGGACGCGGAGGUCUGGGCUCUCUCUUCGUCUGGGCCUCCGGGAACGGCGGCCUCCGGAAGGACAACUGCAAUUGUGAUGGCUACACCAACAGCAUCUACACCUUAUCCGUGGGCAGCACCACCGAGAGCGGCCGGGUGCCGUGGUACACCGAGGCCUGUGCCUCCACCCUCACCGCCACCUACAGCAGCGGGGCCAAGGGGGAGAAGCAGAUUGUGACUACCGAUCUGCGUCACACCUGCACAAGCGGUCAUACGGGCACCUCCGCCUCGGCUCCCCUCGCAGCUGGCCUGAUUGCACUAGCUUUGGAGGCCAACCCAGCUCUGACCUGGAGAGACAUGCAGCACCUAGUGGUGAGAGCCUCCAGCCCAGCUCACCUGCAGGCGGACGACUGGGUCCGGAAUGGAGUCGGGCGCCAAGUCAGCCACUACUACGGGUACGGGCUCUUGAACGGCGGGCACUUGGUGGAGAUGGCCAAGAAGUGGCAGAGGACUCGGCCUCAGCGGAAGUGCUUCAUUCAGGUGGUCUACAAGCCAAUGGCCAUCGGUUCGCGGCUGUCCGUCUCGCGGAACGUCUCGUCCUCCCCCUGCCUUCAGAGGAGAAGCCGAGGCAUCCGUUCCCUGGAGCACGUCCAGGUCCAGUUGUGGCUCACUUACAGCCGGAGGGGAGAUCUGGCCAUCUCGCUGACCAGUCCCAUGGGAACCACCUCCACCCUGGUGGACGUCAGGCCCUACGACACCAGCCGAGAAGGCUACAAGGACUGGUCUUUCAUGUCGACCCACUACUGGGAUGAAGACCCCCAGGGGACCUGGACCCUCCUUCUGGAAAACAAGGGUGAUGCGUAUAACACAGGGCUCCUCAAGAACUUUGUCUUAAAACUCUACGGCAACGAGGAAGACAUGGCAGCCCGACAGGCAGCUCCCUUCGUGGUGGCCAAAUGUGUGCUGCACAAUCGUGACGGGACCUGCCAGGAAUGCCCCAGCCCACUCUUCGCAGUCCGGCACCUCUGCCUCUCCUACUGUCCGCCCAGGUACUACCGCCUGUCCCGCCAGGCUCUCCACCCCAACGGGACCCGGCGCACCAUCCGAGCCUGCGACCCCUGCGACCCCUCGUGCUACACUUGCCUGGCGGGAUCGGCCCACAACUGCAGCGCCUGCCCGUCCCACAGCACCUACGAGGGGCGCACCCACACCUGUCCGCGCUCCCCCUCCUUUGCCUACCUGCCCCGCGGAGGGCUGUUCGCCCUGGGGGACACCCGCCUUCUCCUCCUGGUGGUGGCCGUACUGCUGGGCCUAGGACCCGCGGCCUUCUGCACCUUCUAUGCUUUGUGCCGCACGCGGCGGAGGAAACUGGUGCCAUCCGAGGCGGAGGCGGAGGCCGUCAGCCUGGAACUGCUUUACCUCCACCGUCCCGGGGCCAAGGAGAACUUGAACAGGGUGUCCUAG